AUGAGCAAGAACGACUCGGAAAUUCUCUCCGAGUCCAUAGCUGGAUUUGACACUGAAACAGUUGAUUUGACUCUGAAAAACAUGGAUGAUGGUCUAGAGGUUGAAAGUGAGGCGAGUAACUGGACGGGACAAGAGAAUAGACGCGGACCGGACGCAAAAAAUUCACCAGAGAUAGUAGAAACCAUCUCCAGCCGGAGAGUGAAGAACGUCACGACUACUUGGGGGACGGUGGUGGUAUCUUGCGGCGUCGGAGGUGGAGCUCCAAGAAACCAAAUCACCCACUCGUCGGAAAGUGCUGAGAUACGGUGUGGUUGCAGUGAGAGGAUGAGGUGUUGUCGAAGAGUGUCUUUACACAUUGAUGUUAGCGUUAAAAUUCUUGACAGAGAACAAGCUACAGAUCUAGAAACCGACCUUGGAGAGGUGGUUCUCCGAACAGGAGGGGGAGAGACAGUUGUAAAAGCUGCCGGAGAGACAACCGUAGGAGACGGUGAAGACACAGAUUCAGAUGUUGAAGACGAUGAUAGAGCAAAGAGAGAGCAGAUCGGAGCAAGUGUCGGAGUUGACGACCCGAAGCCGGCGGCCAGAGGCCUUGCCGGUGUCGAGAAAGUUUGCUUGCGGUGCUGCUUUGGUAAUCGUGUCUAG
Molecule: messenger RNA, 642 nt
Organism: Eruca vesicaria subsp. sativa (arugula)
Lineage: Eukaryota; Viridiplantae; Streptophyta; Magnoliopsida; Brassicales; Brassicaceae
Source: the annotation of a GenBank genome assembly